AAACCAAAACCCCUGAUAAAUCCUUCUCGCCGUGUCUGCUUUCUUUGUCUGAUAUUACCUGGCCAUUCCUUUCUUGGCAUCCUGUCAUAAUUACCUUCCCUCUCCUAUACCAAACCCCACAAACCCUAACAAACAACACAUACGUCUCCUUAAUUCUCAUUUAUCUCUCUCGAAGCAGUUUUCAAGGUUGGAAAAGAUGCACGCCAAGACGGACUCGGAUGGAACCAGUCUUGACAACUCAUGGCUACCAAGGUCACCAAGAAGGCCGAUAUACUACGUUCAGAGUCCAUCAAACCAUGACCCGGAGAAAAUGUCUUAUGGAUCAAGCCCGACCGUGUCACCAGCACACCUUUACUACCACAGUUCACCAAUUCACCAUUCUCGCGAGUCUUCUGCGUCAAUAUUCUCCAAUUCACUCAAGAUCCCAAGAAGUUUAUCUGCGUGGAAACAUAUAAGGAUUGGUGACCAAGAUGGUGCUGUUCAAGAAGGUGCUGAGGGUGAUAAGGAUGGUGAUGAUUGGGGGAGUGGUGCACGUAAUGUGAGACUGUAUUUCAUUGGGUUCUUGUUCUUUGUUCUGCUGUUCACUGUCUUUUGUUUGAUCUUGUGGGGUGCCAGUAAGGCUUACGAGCCUGAGAUUUCAGUCAAGAGCAUGGUGUUCGAGAAUUUUUAUGUUCAGGCAGGGAAUGAUCAAUCGGGAGUGCCAACAGAUAUGCUGUCCUUGAAUUCUACGGUCAAGAUUCAUUACAAAAACCCUGCUACCUUUUUUGCCGUCCAUGUCACCUCAACCCCUCUGGAGAUACACUAUUUCCAGCUGAAACUUGCCUCUGGACAGAUGAAGAAGUUUUCUCAAUCGAGGAAGAGCAAGAGGACGGUGGCAACGGUGGUGCAUGGUUCGCAAGUUCCCCUAUAUGGAGGGCUGCCCCUUCUCUCUAAUGCUAGAGCGCAUGGUAACAAAGUUGCCCUGCCUCUGAACCUGACAUUUGUCUUGAGGUCCAGGGCCUACAUUUUGGGAAGACUGGUGAAGUCAAAGUUUCAUAAGCGUGUUAGAUGCACUGUUGCUCUUACUGGCCAGAAACUCGGCAAGCCCCACAGGUUGACAAAUGCAUGUGUUUAUCACUGAAUGAUGCACAGCUGCAAGGGGUAUAUGUUCGGUUCAUUCUUUUGCCAUCCACAGUGCUGUUAUCUUCUUCAUUUCAUUUCAUUUGGUCUUGAAGAACUGGGAGAUGUAUGCAAUGUAAAUUUCAGUACCACAUUGUGACAAAUGUUUAGAACAUAAAAUUGGAGCUAAUCCUUUAAGGGGUUUUGAUGGUUUUGCAGU
Molecule: messenger RNA, 1318 nt
Organism: Populus euphratica (Euphrates poplar)
Lineage: Eukaryota; Viridiplantae; Streptophyta; Magnoliopsida; Malpighiales; Salicaceae
Exons: 3
Coding region: 197-1120 (307 amino acids)
Source: RefSeq, a predicted model, not a curated record